CACCGCCCUCUCCUCUUCCUCCUCCUCUUCCUCCUCCUCCUCCUCCUCCUCCUACUCACCCCCCCGUCUCAAGUGGCGUGCGCCCGCCGCGCGCGCGCUCUCGGCCAAAGGUGCUCGCCCGAGCAGGCCGUGAGCUAUUCCUUUGCACUUCCUGCCACACGUGCAUUUUGCCGUGUCCGUGUACUGUACAUUCCUUUCGGUUCUGACGGUUGGCCGCGAUGGGUCGCUCGGCCAAGGCCAGGCGCGCUGACAAGUCGUCGGAGUCAACCAGCCCGUCCAGGAGGACUUCACAGUCGAGAAGGUCCUCGCUGACGCCCAGGCGCCCACGCCGAGACAUUGAGCGCAUCUCGUCCAGCUCCUCUCCGCCACCCCGUGAUGAUAGGAGCAGGAGUGCAGGCGCCUAUUCUGACAAUCGGCCCCCUAUGUGGAUGAGAGAUAUAGUGGGAGAGGUUCGUGGGAUGAAUAACAAUAUAGCGAAGUUGGAACAGAGCAUGCAGCAAGAAAUGAUCACAUUCAAGAAUGCUCUCACGAUUCAUGACCAGAGUUUGCAUAAUAUGAAUGCGAGGAUCAUUGCAGUUGAGCGAGCACCGACAGCAAAGAUCAAGGAGGCCGUUGCGGCGGCGAUCGAUACCAAACUGGAGUCCGUGCAGAACCAGCUGGACGCGCUGAAGGCGGGCUCAGGUGCCUCUUCCAGUGCGGGAUCGGCUGACAUGACGGUUGAUGAAGGUGCUCGUCCUGCAUUUGUUGGUGGCGGUGGGGGUGGAGGAGGCCCAAGUCGACAGGCACCAUCGGAUGCUUGUGUGCGCUUCCUGGGGACAUUCCCGAGACCACUGCUGAAGAAGGCCAGGGAGAAACACUACAAUGAGACGGUUCUUGUGCGAUAUGCGCAUCUCUUGAAUGGAGUAACGCCUUUCUUCCAUGGCAUCUCGCAGAGCUACAAGCUCACCUUCCCGACCAGCGUUGCAGCGGAGACAUUCCAGCAGAGAUUCAACGAGGACGGCGGCCAUGACUUCAUGGACAAUCGCACGCAGAAGACAUCGUCGAUUCGCUGCCGUGCUGACCUCCCAGUUGACGCAAGGAUGAGGCAGCGGGCUUUCAAUGGCAUUUUCGAACCAUUCCUGAAUGAGUUGAAGAAGAGCCCCAGAUGGAGCCCCUCGUGCCGCUUGGGGGUGAACGGAUUCAAAGGUGUCCUAUUGGUUAGGGAUGAUGAAGACAUCUGGGAGAUUGUCGCGGCCAGGGACAAGUCGAAGUCUGACGUGGAGUUCAUUCCCAUUCAUGAGGAGCUCGCAGAGUGGGGAAUCAGCGCUGAGACGGCGUCCGCCAUCAUCGAGCGAGUACGUGCGCAGCUCUAGGCUGCACCACCAGGGCAUCUUCGGAGUGACCAAAGGGAUGCAGAACGCGGUGGUCUUCGCGAAGCGGAGGGGACGCUGAGUGAGGCCAGCAGUUCUGUUUUUGCCGCCCCGCAUGGGGGCGCCGUGCUUUCUGGUAGCAGCAGCAGUUGCAGCAGCAGCAGUCAAUUUUCUCAGCCAGGCAGUCAGUCCCCUCUCCCUCCCCUCCUCCCUCGUCCUCUUACAGUGGCCUACUGUUCUUUGUCUCACGCAAGCUGAUGUCGAGGUUUACUGCUGCGCAAUUAGAUACUAUAGUGCCUGG
This is a messenger RNA of Prorocentrum cordatum, 1650 nucleotides long. NCBI's taxonomy places the organism in Eukaryota, Dinophyceae, Prorocentrales, Prorocentraceae. The record is from the annotation of a GenBank genome assembly.